This is a messenger RNA of Eutrema salsugineum, 816 nucleotides long. RefSeq lists its product as uncharacterized. NCBI's taxonomy places the organism in Eukaryota, Viridiplantae, Streptophyta, Magnoliopsida, Brassicales, Brassicaceae. Bases 1 to 816 code for a protein of 271 amino acids. The record is from RefSeq and is a predicted model, not a curated record. The transcript is spliced from 3 exons.
AUGGAGAAAAGAGAGGAACAUUACUCUAACUACUUUGUCCAAAGCCCUUCAUCGGGUUUCCAUGAUCCGGGAUCCGAAUUCCAGUCCCCAUCUCGAUCUGAUUCAGUACCAUUGGUCUUAGCCAGCGUCAGUGAAUUCCCAAAGUACUCAGAGUUCUUGAAAUAUUCUGAAAACAAAUGUGUGUAUGAGGAUGAUGAGAAGGGGUUGAUGCCAUUGCGGAGCCCUAAUUCCCGUUGGUGGAUCGUUCUGCAAAUACUGUGGAGGUUUUUGUUCAGCUUUGGAGUGGCAUUGCUUGUCUUCUACAUUUCUACUCAGCCUCCUCAACCUAACAUUUCUCUUCGAAUUGGAAGGUUUAAUCAGUUCGUAUUAGAAGAAGGCGUGGAUUCACAUGGAGUGUCGACUAUGUUCCUCACUUGCAAUUGCUCUACCAAGCUCAUAGUAGAUAACAAGUCUAAUGUCUUUGGCCUGCACCUUCAUCCUCCAACUAUCAAAUUUUUCUUCGGCCCUCUCAACUUUGCAAAGGCAGAGGGAACUAAACUAUAUGCAUCAAGCCAUGAGUCAACAACAUUUCGACUAUACAUAGGAACAAAUAACCGGGCGAUGUAUGGGGCAGGAAGAGAGAUGGAGGAUAUGCUUCAAUCGAGAGCUGGAUUGCCUCUAAUACUACGGAUGAAAUUAAUCUCCGACUUUCGAGUUGUCUGGAAUAUAAUAAACCCUAAGUAUCAUCACAAUGUCGAUUGUUUAUUGCUUCUUUCUUACAACGAGAGACACAACCAAGUUACAGUGGUAAGAGAAACAUGUAGAUUGGUAUCAUAG